This is a messenger RNA of Danio rerio (zebrafish), 943 nucleotides long. RefSeq names its product zgc:171452. The record is from RefSeq and is marked predicted. Gene Ontology annotation, molecular function: GTP binding. Lineage: Eukaryota; Metazoa; Chordata; Actinopteri; Cypriniformes; Danionidae.
AGAUGGAGAGACACUGAACUCAACAGCAGAUCAGAAUAGAAAAACAUGUCAGACCUCAGGAUUGUAAUGUUGGGUGAAAGUGGAGCAGGGAAGAGCUCAUCAGGAAACACCAUCCUGGGAGAAAAAGUGUUCAUUAAACAAUUCACUGAUAAAUCUGUGACCGAGAAAUGCCAGAAACACCAGCGUGAGGUCAAAGGUCGGAUCAUCUCCGUCAUCGACACUCCAGGACUGUGUGACACGUCGAUAAAUAAAGAAGAAGUGAAGAAAGAAAUGGAGAAAAGCACUGAAACAUCUGCUCCUGGUCCUCACGUGUUUCUGCUGGUGCUCAGACUGGACGAGAAACCAGCAAACCAAGAGAAAAACACAAUGAAAUGGAUCCAGGAGAACUUUGGGGAAGAAGCUAAUCGGUACACCAUCAUCCUCUUCACUAGAGGAGAUCAGAUUAAAACAUCCAUAGAGGAGUUUCUGGCAAAUAACGAGGAGAUGAGAGCACUAGCUGAACAGUGUAAAGGUGGAUACCAUGUCUUCAACAACACAGAUGAACAAAACAGAUCUCAGGUCAGUGAGCUGCUGGAGAAGAUCGACUCAAUGCUGGAGGAAAACGGAGGACAGUUUUACACCAAUGAGAUGUACAUGGAGGCUCAGAGAGGCAGAAAUCUGACCAGGGCUCAGAAAGCGGUGUUUGUGGGAGCAGGUCUGCUUGGAGGAGCCAUUGAAGGAGCAGGAGCUGUUGCUGUGGUUCAAACUGCCAUGGCUUUAGCAGCCAUUCCUGCGGCUUUUAUCGCUGCAGGAGUCGCUAUAAUGGCUGAAGGAGCUGCUCUGACUUUUAUAGAUGCACUGAGAGCAUGCAUAAAAAGGAGAAAUAGAGACAAUGGUAAAUAAAGGUUAUGAGGACAGUGUUGGAGUGAUGCAUUAAAAUUAAUGUACUGAGAGCAUGCAUGAA